AGCAUCAAGCUACAGGACCUCAGGGUUUAAGAGGCAAUCACCAUGGCAACGCAGUUCAGUAUCGAUGAUGCCUUUGUGUUGGAGGGAGACGAGGAGGGAGCUGCGUCAAAUGGCGAGGCGGAGGGAUGGAAGGGCCGAGACAAGGAAAGAGAAGGAGGAGAGAUGACGUUUGGUCCUCUUACUUUCUCUAAACCUCAGACUCACCCUCUACCUGCUGCCACUGGCUCCCCUGAACACAGUAACCUGAAGUAUCAGAACCUGGAAAAUGAAGAUGCCUUUGGCAACAAUGGCAACUCCUCUUUCAAUAACUUUUUUAAAAUCAGUGACCCGGCCACACUGUCUUACUGCAGCUCCCAGUGGUCCUUCAGCACCUUGAGUUCCGUCACACAUCUUUCUGCACACUGCUGUGGGUGA
Messenger RNA from Paralichthys olivaceus (Japanese flounder), 414 nucleotides. The record is from RefSeq and is a predicted model, not a curated record. Lineage: Eukaryota; Metazoa; Chordata; Actinopteri; Pleuronectiformes; Paralichthyidae.